This is a messenger RNA of Leptosia nina, 450 nucleotides long. The record is from the annotation of a GenBank genome assembly. NCBI's taxonomy places the organism in Eukaryota, Metazoa, Arthropoda, Insecta, Lepidoptera, Pieridae.
AUGUGUUCUCAAACCAAUUUGUAUUUGCGCUUCCAUCUCAAUAUUGUGCCCCAGAGCAAUCAUGGUUAUUCGUGUGAAAGGAGCUCUAAUCCCGAUAAUAUUAUGCAGGUAUACUUCGCGGUUACCAUAGUAACGAUGGGGCAUUUUAUCGACGUCGAACAUCGCUACCUAUCCGGCCAAAUGACGGAACCCGAGUCAGAGAGUUUCCUCGAACCGGACAAAAUUACGCCUAUAACUGUCUCCUUAAACAUAACACUACUAGCCUGUAGCAGUCUGGGUCUCAUAUCUUGUGUUAUACUCAUUGUUGGAGUGUAUAAGGACAUAAAGUUCAUGCUCCUACCUUGGAUCGUGUCUAUGGGCCUGGAAACUCUCGUCGAACUGAUAAACGUGUGCUACCUUUUUUACUUGCAAACUGUAAGUAUUGAAGAAGUAAGUACCUAUUCAGUUUGA